Molecule: messenger RNA, 1762 nt
Organism: Lotus japonicus
Lineage: Eukaryota; Viridiplantae; Streptophyta; Magnoliopsida; Fabales; Fabaceae
Exons: 5
Coding region: 1086-1583 (165 amino acids)
Biological process (GO): translational initiation
Cellular component (GO): nucleus
Molecular function (GO): RNA binding; translation initiation factor activity
Source: RefSeq, a predicted model, not a curated record
AUACUCAGAAGACCCUGUUGCUCGUGAACCACCAUCGCCCCUUACAUAGCUCCUCUGCCACCGCGAGCUGCUUCGCCGCUGCAAGGCUUCGUCUCUUCCGUCGCUCUCUCUCUCUCUAUUUCCGCCGCCGGAAGCUGGAACGAGGUUUCGCGAGAGCUUCUCCUUCUCGCACCCUUGCUGUGUCACAGUGAACCUUUAACUGAACUGAACCUUGAAUUGCUGAACUCUGUUUUUUCUGCUAUUAUUCAUAUUUCAUAUCAGAAUGUGUGAAACUGGUUCAUCAAAAUCACAGGUGUUGUUGCCUUUAAAUCUAGGAAGAAUGCCACUGGUUUGGUUAGUGCUCCAGGAACUUAUGAUUUGGUUAUUAUGUAUGGUUUAGGAGAUGUACUAAGUAAAGUUGCACUCUAUUAUUGUUGUUUGUUGAAGUUUGCUUUAGUAUGAAGUUGGUAUGUUGAAUUUGUUUGGUUAAUGUAUCUUUAGGUACUAGUCUACUAUCUUUGUAUUCCAUAACAGGUUUUCAUAGGUAUUUUUUUUCAUUUUUGGUAAAUUCGGUACGGACUCUAAACUAGUUUACGCAUAAUUGUGAGUUUGACAACCUUGAGUCUAGACAUUUCAUGUUUAGAAUAAUUAGUUAAUUACUUUUACCUUUAUUUUAGAGAUAACCAAAGAGAUCAGAAUGCUAAACUCAGGGGCGGACCCACGUAGGGCCCAGGGUUCAGUUGAACCCCCUGAAAAAAAAAUUUUUUAACCUACCCCUAUAAUAUAUUUUUUUUGAACCCCCUGAAAAUUUAAUAUUGCACCCUAGACCCCAACUCCUCUCUCUCACACUAUAGUCACUACUAGUCAGAUCUCUCUCCUCUCACAGUCACCACGCACUCACUCUGCACUCACGCUCUCAUUCUCUGAUUUCCCAAGCUGGCCAAGCACCACCACCGGCCACCACCACGCCGGCCGCCGCCGCCGCACAACCACGUGCCACUCUCCAGCCGUGCGCCCCUGCCUUUGGCUGUGCCUCUGCGGUUCUAAUUUCUACAGGAGAGUUGUGAGAAACCUUGGCAACAAGAAAAUUGAGGUUUUUGGUGGCCAUGAAAGGAGGAAGGAAGAAUUUGAAAAGGGCAACAGAGGAAAAACAUGUAACCCUUCAAGAUGGCCAAAGCAUCACGCAAGUGGUGUCUCUUCGAGGCUCCAAUCUCAUUGAGGUCAUGGAUGCAUGUGGUGAGAAAUCACUAGCUCUAUUUCCUGCUAAGUUUCAGAAAAGCAUGUGGAUAAAACGAGGGAGCUUCGUGGUAGUUGAUGACGCUGGAAAGGAAAAGGCUCUUGAAUCAGGUAGCAAGGUUGCAUGUCUUGUUUCUCAAGUUCUUUUCUAUGAACAAGUUCGAGCACUACAGAAAUCUCCAGAAUGGCCUGAAAUUUUUAAAACUGAGAUGGUAGAUGGUUUAUACGAAACAACCACCUCCCAACAAGUGAAUGAGACGGACGAGAGUGAUGAUGAUGGACUACCUCCAUUGGAAGCCAAUACAAACAGGAUUAGGCCUCCUGAGUUCGAUGAAGAUACAGAAUCGAAUUCAGAUACAGAUGAUUGAAUCUCAUAAUUAGGUUUUCAUACUUGCAUAUUCAAUCAUCAAUUCAUGUAAAAGAAUGUUACUGUUUAGAUGUUUCAACUUGUAACUGAGUUUGCAUUGACAUGCCAAACUAUAAAACACGGACAGACCGUAAAUCAUUUGUUUGAUUAAUUGCCUUUUGAACUGCUUAUUUUUCCUCA